UGUGUCAACUUGUGUCUUUUGUUGGAAAGCAACCUACAUACACUGUGUUACACAAAACCAGUUUAUUGGUCACACAUUAUCUAAAAUAUCUUGUUAAUAUAUUUACAGAAACGGAGAAUGAUCCUUUGGUAUUAACAUGUGAGGAGCAAUAUAGUGAUAUAAAUAAUGUACCCAUUGUAGUAGAAGGAUAUCCCCAAUCAACGGAAAUCUUGCAAAGUACUAACAUAAAAGGUAAAAUAGAAGAUGCCAUGAAACGACGUGCAAAAAGCCCCCUUGAAAGUAAUGAUGAUCUCAUCGCACCGUUUUUACCAAUGAAAAUAGUAGAAGGCAUAAAAGAAUUUGACACAGUACUGAAAACGUCAGAUGAAGCAGUGACACAAUUUAAACAGUUUCUAUCGAAAAGUGGUGGUAAUAAUGGCAAGGAUAACAUACAUAGAUGUUUAAAAAAAAUACUAACAAAUGAGUGCGCCAUGAAAUGUUCGUGGAAAGGAUUGCGGAAUAAUUUUAGAAUGUCCAAUUUAUAUUUCAUAAGAAUUAUGAAAGGAGAGAUAAUAUUACGCUAUAGUAUUUUUACAGAAUGUGAAUUUGAUAGUGCAAUAGCGGAAUGGUUACGCUUUGCAAGUCAAAGAAACAAGAGAGAAAAUCAAGCCAAAGAUGAUUAAAAUAUAAUGCACAAUUCGUUAAAUUAAGAUCACAUUAUGAGCUGUGAUAAUACAUUAUAAGAUGUGAUAAUACCCAACGAUUUUUGUAAUUAUUA
Molecule: messenger RNA, 757 nt
Organism: Odontomachus brunneus
Lineage: Eukaryota; Metazoa; Arthropoda; Insecta; Hymenoptera; Formicidae
Exons: 5
Coding region: 249-662 (137 amino acids)
Source: RefSeq, a predicted model, not a curated record